AUAUUUUCUUAGUGAUACAUCAGCAUUCUGUUUUUUUUUUUCAGAUACUACAUAAUAUCUUUGGGUCUGAUGGACACGUACCUUCUUCUCAAGGCUAUAGGUUUUUUCCUUCUUGUAAUAGUUGGAAUACCAGGAAACAUCUUUAUUAUUCUGCAAUUCACCUACAUCAAGAGCAUAGAGAAGAAAAUUCUUCCAACAAACAUAAUACUGUCAGUACUGGCUUUGGCAAAUGUACUUGUCAUCUUUUCUCGCAUCAUUCCACAGUCUCUAAAUGCAAUAGGGGUAGAGGACUUGCUUGAUGACACAGAGUGCAAAUUUGUCAUAUACACAUACAGAGUAAGCAGAGCCAUGUCUAUUUGUGUAACUAGCUUUCUUAGCUGCCAUCAGUGUAUUCUUAUUGCUCCAACAACUAGAGUUUGGCUUUAUCUAAAGCGAAGGGUGACACAAAAUGUUAUGGGCGUUAUCAUAAUUUUGUCAAUUAUCAAUUUCUCCAUGUACCCUUAUAGUUGUUUAAGUACUCAUGUGAAGAAAAAUAUAACAACUUCGCCAUAUACCCUUCAUUUGAUUUAUUGUGAUGUUGACUUUCUAACUUAUACAGCAUACAUUAUCAAUGGAACAUUUUAUACAAUAUGUGAUUUUAUAUUUGUAGGACUGAUGGCAUUAGCAAGCAGUUACAUGGUGUUCAUCCUUCUUCGUCAUGGAAAGAAUGUGAAAGCAAUUAGGAGCUCUAAUAAAGAGCAAAAGUGGUCAGCAGAGUAUAAAGCAUCAAGAUCUGUAAUACUAUUAGUCUUUCUUUAUGUGCUACUGUUUGGGUUGGAUAACUCCAUGUGGGUCUAUACGCUGACUUUAUCUAAUGUAUCUUCUGAUAUGAGUGAUAUUCGAGUAUUUCUAGCAUCCUCAUAUGCAGCUCUGAGUCCCAUUCUCAUCAUAUUAACCAACCCUAAACUUCAUCGCCUUUGGAUGCUCUCUAACAAGAACAAGCCUUUCCAAAAACAUAUGGGAAGCAGUGUAACUGUGUAUACUGUAAGUGUAUAA
This is a messenger RNA of Rana temporaria (common frog), 1035 nucleotides long. RefSeq names its product olfactory receptor class A-like protein 1. The transcript has a single exon. NCBI's taxonomy places the organism in Eukaryota, Metazoa, Chordata, Amphibia, Anura, Ranidae. The record is from RefSeq and is a predicted model, not a curated record. Gene Ontology annotation, biological process: G protein-coupled receptor signaling pathway. Gene Ontology annotation, molecular function: pheromone receptor activity. Bases 70 to 1035 code for a protein of 321 amino acids. Gene Ontology annotation, cellular component: membrane.